AUGAAUCCUUCACAAUUUUCCAUGCUUAAUGAUGUGUCCAAUGGUUUUAGAAGAAGCCUAUCAUUUGAUAGUGUUAAUCAUCAAGCCUCAACAAAUCUUGCAAAUAAUACAUCAUCACCAUCACCUACAUGCUCCACUUCUUCACCAUCAUCCAACAUGAAACAGCAAACCAUUUCAUUCCACUCACAACCAAACAAUGCACCACAACAUGCUUUCAACAUGAACAAUUCGAGAUUACGCCAACAACAGCAACAACAACAACAAUUCAAUAAUAACAGUCCAACCAUGCCAUUAUCUCCACAUCCAAUACAUCACCAACAACAACAAUCGCCAGAUCAGGCAAAUAUUCAAGCCUUAAUUAAUAUUGUGAUUCAACAACCAGAGAAUAUGAGAAUGAUCAAUAAUACGAAUAAUGAUUUAAUGAUGGAGUCAUCUCCGGGCAUUCCCAAUAAUGAAUAUGAAUCUUUUAAUAAGAUGCAAAUUGAUGAUAUCACAUGUACAACAUCUCCAGCACUUUCUGAUCAGAACAAUACUAAUAGUAUCAACAAUACAUCACAUCAUAACAAUGUUAAUGGAACUUUUGUUUUAAAGGAGGAAAGCUUGGAUGAUCUCUUAGAAGAAGGAUUGAGAAAAUAUCGACAUGUCAGAAAAGCAAGAUCAUUGGAUGAAUCAUCAACAUCUUUCACUAAUUUAAUGCUGCAGACUUCAAAACAAAUUCCAACUAGUAGUAGAAAUCAAUUAAUGGAAGAACCUGCAAGUCAUAGAAUGUUUGAUCCUCAACUUAAUCUACCAUUCAAUACAUGCAAUAAUUAUAAUAACAGCAGCAGUAUGAAUAAUUUAUCAAUGAAUAUGACAAACCCUCCUCAACAUGUCAAAAACAUGUUAACUCCACCAGAGAUAAGUGAAUUUUCUCAAAAUCUUUACCAUCAACGUGUCUUUAUGAGUCAGAAUCCAUUGAUUUCCAAAACACAUUUACAACCAUCCCAAUCCUAUCGAAGAAAUUCAAUGUUUGAAAUGUCACAGACCAAUAAUUCUCUUUCUUCCUUUAACAAUUUUCAUCUAGGCAGUAUUCCAUCUCCUGAUAAUAAUAAUACCAACAAUAAUAUGCAAUAUCAAGGAAGUGAUUCGGAUUCCAGCAGUAAUUUCCAAUUAACGACACCAAGUAUUAGUGUAACCAAUCUUUCAAAUAAUAAUACAGGAAAAAAGAAGAGAAUUACAAUAACUAAUAGUAACGUGCCUCAAUCAUUUGAUUUUAAUCAACGAAGAAACAGUUCAUCAUCAAACUCAUCAGUGACAUUUAACACGAAUGAAUAUCAGGAUUUUUAUCAUGGCAUUCAUGAAACACAGCAAAAAGAUAAGAAGAGAAAAGCUCUGAAAUUCACAGAAUUUACUCCUAACAAUUUGAAGCGUUGA
Naegleria gruberi is the source of this 1413-nucleotide messenger RNA. RefSeq lists its product as uncharacterized. The record is from RefSeq and is a predicted model, not a curated record. The coding region runs from base 1 to 1413 and encodes 470 amino acids. NCBI's taxonomy places the organism in Eukaryota, Heterolobosea, Eutetramitea, Acrasida, Naegleriidae. The transcript is spliced from 2 exons.